This is a messenger RNA of Cantharellus anzutake, 2769 nucleotides long. RefSeq lists its product as uncharacterized. Gene Ontology annotation, biological process: nucleosome assembly. The transcript is spliced from 5 exons. Bases 1 to 2769 code for a protein of 922 amino acids. Gene Ontology annotation, cellular component: nucleosome. Gene Ontology annotation, molecular function: DNA binding. The record is from RefSeq and is a predicted model, not a curated record. Lineage: Eukaryota; Fungi; Basidiomycota; Agaricomycetes; Cantharellales; Hydnaceae.
AUGUUGAGCCCAAGCUCCGAGUCAGAGUACGAAAGCGACGGAUGGGUAUCCAGGAAGAAUAUGCACGACGAGCUGUGUACUCGCCAGAGGGCUUAUGCCGAAGCAACCGACAAAGCCAGAGAUGAGUAUCGCAAGGCGAGGGCGGCGGAGAAGCGACUUUCCCUUUGGUCAGAAGCGCAGUUUGUUGACAAUGUUUUGCGGCGAUAUACACGCAAGAUGAAAGACUUACUCCCUUCCACCCAAGACUUGACCACAGGAUCGCCUAACCCGGGUGAUCCCUUUGGAAACCACACGGGGCUUGUAGAAAUGGACGUAAGAAGAAAAGCCCAAGACCAUUACCAAAAGUUGGGGACGUCAAUGUUUUCAUUUGCGGCUGAGGAAGCGGCCGCACGAACGGUGGUAUCAGGACUUGUGAGGGAGUUCGUUCAGUCGCGCGUCCGCCAUGGUCCGUUUGCUGUUCCUUUCGAAAUGAGACAAAGGCAAACGAGAAAGGGGGAGAUCAAGGGUGAUUCGUUGCUGCAUGAUCUGCCAGGACUAGCCCCCAGUAGGGAUCAAGCAAGUAAUGCGGUGUCUUCCGAGCGACAGAAAACAGAGAUGAAACUAGGGCGCAGACCAAGGCCACAGCGUGGGGGGGAAACUGAUGAUGAUCAAGUCGAUGCUCACAUCAAUGACGAGCGUCAACCCUGUUAUGGCAAAUACACUCCUUCGCAGACAAGAUACAGAACGACUUUUGUUCCUCCGCCUAUUCAACCCACUGCCAGGGGAGAUGACAAGGCCGUUGAACGCAUCGAUGACACCACCAUCAAGCACGCAACAAACGUACACACUUUGACUCCGUUACCAAAUUUACUAAAGGAUCCAAGGUCCGCUCCUCAAAACAAUGAGGGAGCCCAACAGGAACCGCACACCUCAUCCACCGAUUGUUCCAACUGUCCCUUUUUCCCACAGGCUGCUCCGGACAUCGAGCAACCUCCCAAUCUAUACCCACCAAUAGCUCAAUUGUCCACAAUUAUAUUCGUGACGCCACCCACACCCAACUCUAGUAUCAAACAGAGCGAAAUCAGCUCCAAGACACCAGCUAUGGAGAAGUGGAAGAAAGGCUCGUCUCACAAGCCCUGCUAUGUAGAGUAUGGUUCAGAGGUGCUCUACUCGCUGGGUGCACAUUUAAAUAUUCAUCCAAGGCUAGUCAGAGGAGGGGACGAUCCCAUUAUCGUGGACUUCUCUCAGCCAAGGAGUGAUGCGCUGCUCCGGAAGAAAGAUCGCAGGCAGUGGGAUGACGAAACCUUAAAGGACUUGGCUACUUAUCCUGGUGUGCAGAAGCUGACAUUGUUGUCGGAGAAGAUGAGCAAGCCCAUCAGGGUUGAAAAUCAUGAUGGAGUUACAGUCGAAGACGUGCUGAAUCACCUACACGAAAUUUUCCAGCAAAGAGUAUCAGCAAAAACUAUAGAUAAAUGGUCGAAGGAACAAAAAGAAAUGGUUGAGAAUGCGUAUCAAGCAAAUGUUGCAAGCGCACCACAUGAUGUUCCCCAACGCUACCGACACGUCGAUAUGCUUCUCUCCGAGCCAUUGUUCGAUGGGCUGCACUCCGACAGUGAAUACACCAAGUGGGCCAUGAGUCGUCCCGAUAUCGCUGCAUUGGUGGGCUCUUCGCCGGAAGCCACAAAGAACGGUGUCUCUGCCAAUAUCAAGGAGACUUAUCUCCAACUGUUACCGCGCGACAUCCUCGUGGGCUUGGUUUUGUCGCUGGAUCGCGACCGUAAUGCCACGAUUUGGCCGGUCGAUCUACCGGGUGCCGUCAAAACCUUACGAGAAAUAGCCGCCCGAAAGGAAGCUGCUCAAAAAAGUAUUCCUGAAGGGACUUCACCCCCCAAUAUUGCUCAUUCACCCAUUCCCCUACUACCCCAUCUGUCGCAAACACCUAAUGCCUCCAUUCCACCGCUAGCUCAUCUCCCUCAAAUUCCACCUGGGGCACUUCCUCCUCACGCGGGUCAUAUGACGCCCCACCCUGGGUUAGCCUACCCAACCGCUGGCUACAUGAUGAUGCCUUAUGGAGCUCCGAUGCCCCCAGCAAGGACUGCUCGCAAUGCGACAGGACGCCCUCCCAACGGCCCAGGCACAGGCUCUAUUCCAUCUUAUGAGGAAAUGAUUGUGCAAGCUCUUACCGAGAUAUCUGACCCUCAAGGAGUCCAGCCAAAAGUUCUAAAGUUGCCUUCCAGCCACUGGCCAUUGAUGACUAACUUCCGACCUUCCGCCUCCCAAGCUUUGCAGAAGGCAUUUAAAAGAGGCCGCCUUCAGAAAGUUGGUACUAACUAUCGACUCAAUCCUGGGUGGUCUGGAGGCAGUACAUCGAAACGUACAAAUCGCCGCCCGCAAAGAAUGGAUGAAGACACUGCUGCAUCAAACCCCUCACAGUCAUCGUCAGCGAACAACACUUCACUAUGGAAUCUACCAACAUCUUUACCAUUCCCUUAUGGUCCCCCAUCACAACCACAACCCGGAAACAACCCCUAUCAGCCCCUAUCGCGGACAGCGGCUACGGUAGCCUCCAGCAGAAUCCCUACCAGCCAAGUGCGCCCUAUUUCUAAAGAGGAAGAUCAAGAUGAUACGGAUACACAUCGCGAGGACGAACGGCGAACGUCAGCCUCGGAAAAUGUCAGGUCUGCCCCGCCGCAGCCCCCCUCGGAUAACUUCUCCUUGCGGCAAAACUUAAGGACGCUCGCAAAGCUUCUAAGGGAAAGUAUGGUGUCGCAGGUGAAACAGGAGACAUAA